AUGACCACGACACGCGAGGAUGUGCUGCUGCAGAUGGGAGAGGUGCGGUUCAAAAAGGGCGAUGGGACGCUCUACGUGAUGAACGAGCGAAUUGCCUGGAUUGCGGAGCAUCGGGACACCGUGGCCGUAUCGCAUCGAUUCCAGGACAUAAAGAUGCAAAAAAUCUCCCCCGAAGGUAAACCCAAGGUACAGCUGCAGGUCGUGCUGCAUGAUGGCAACAGUUCGACGUUUCACUUCGUCAAUCGGCUGGGUCCUCCGGCUCAGAUGGCCGAUCGGGAUAAGGUGAAGGAACUGUUGCAGCAGCUGCUGCCCAACUUCCGGCGUAAGAUCGACAAAGAGCUUGAGGAGAAGAACCGCAUCCUGACGGAAAACCCGUCGCUCCUGCAGCUGUACAAAGACCUCGUCAUCACGCAGGUCCUGACGAGCGAAGAAUUUUGGGCACGCCACGCCAAGGACUACAUGAACAAGGAGCAAACGGUGAAGCAGGACAUCGGCGUGUCGGGUGCGUUUCUCGCCGACAUCAAGCCCCAAACGGACGGGUGCAACGGGUUGCGGUACAACCUGACCGCUGAUAUUAUCGAGUGCAUCUUCAAAACGUAUCCUGCCGUCAAGCGGAAACAUACCGAGCACGUGCCGGCCAAGAUGACGGAGGCGGAGUUUUGGACCAAGUUCUUCCAGUCGCACUACUUCCACCGGGAUCGCAUCGUGGCCGGCGGCACCAAGGAUCUGUUCACCGAGUGCGGCAAGAUCGACGACCAGCAGUUGCGGCAGGCGGUGCAAGAGAAUCUCGGCGAUCCGCUGCUCGACAUACGCGGCUUCGAGGACAACCCGCUUGAGGAUGGGUUCUGCAGUUCGGCCACGGCCAAGCAGCAGACGGUGAACAGCGGCAACAUUGUGCACCAGAGCAUGAUCAAGCGCUUCAAUCAGCAUUCGUUUUCGGUGCUGAAGACGUGCGCGGACGUGAAGACGCUCAACGCCGGUAUCGGGUCUAUCCUGUCGGCUACUCCGGUAGCAGGUGGCGCGGCGUCCGGUGAUGGUUUAGCGACCUCCAAUGGUGGCCCGACCGCGAAUGGCAAGGAGAAGCUAAACAACAACAGUGUGUCGUCGGAUGGGAGCAACAAUAACAACAACAACACGCUUAACGGGUUCAACAAAAAAGACAAACGCGGCCACGAUCAGCUCAACGGACUCGUUAAUGGAACCUCAGAGCACAAGAACAGUAACGGAACGACGAAUGGGAGUGGCGUGUUUGUGGAACCGACGAUCAAAAAAGCUCGCAUUCAAGCCAAGAUCACUUACGACGAUCUGGAAGGUGAAGAAGAAGAGCAUGCUCGCGUUAAGCAGCUGAAUCUGACGAAAAUCGAGCGCUACCUCCAUGGGCCGGUACCGGCGAGUGGUAUCGGUGGAGGAACCGGGCACGAAAUGUCCUCGCAUCACCGGAGCGGCGUGGGCGAGGGUUCGAUGAGUGGGUUGCACGAUUUCGAGACGACGCACAUGAUGAUACUGGACGCGGCGAAUGGAUCGUGGAGCAACCGGACGCCCCACAAGCUGCUAGUUAGUCCUGCCGCCGCCGUCAGUGCCCUUGGAGACCUCAGCCCGGGUGGGGCGUUAAUGCGAGGUUUCCAGGAGCAAAGCCUUGCCCAACUUGUGCCUCGGGAUAUAGAAAAGGAAGUACGAAAUCUCUACCUAUCGCUGCUGGAGCUGCUGAAGGAGUUCUGGAAGUGUUUCCCACCGACCACCCCACAGCUGGAAUCGGAAGCGACUCGCAUGCACGACAUACUGCAACGCUUCGCGAUUGUCAAGCUGAAGCCGUUCGAGGAUCGUGCCAUGAGGGAACUGUUGCCAUUGGGAUCCUCACUGACGCAGCACCUGAAUCAGCUGCUUCAGUCCGCCAACCGGAAGUAUGCGAUCUGGCAGGAGCGGCAGCGCCGCUCGCACAGGUAGCAUUGUUCGUCCUCCUCAACGUUUCGCUAGCGGGCGAACCGUUUUUUUGUCGUUCGCCUGCGCGUGUGUUGCUGUUAGGUUAUUCAUCAUCAAGACACCAACGCCAUCAGCUCGUCAUUGUUCCCGUAGGUUUGCGUCCCCGUGUCCCCUGCGCUCGGUCGGAUUGGUUCCGGCCGGCUAUUAGAUGUGUAUCGUUUGGGAAUGGUAGGAAAGCAACAAGCAUAGGUGAUUCCGGAAGAGGCAAGUGACGAUCACGGCAUGAAUGGUAUGGUGUGUGGGCCCAGAUGUGAUAGGGAUUACUCUUUCAUUUCCAUCUGCUAGCUUGGGGGUUGUUUUGUUUUAAUGAGGAGAAGUCGCACCCCUUUCCGGACAAGGUAGUAGCAUCCCGUAUGGAACUAGAAGUGAAAAGGCGCCAUUACACAAUGGAGGCACACGAAAAUAAUUGUAAAUUGAAAGCGUAAACCAUCAGCGUGAUGGAGGAACGAACGACAGGAGUUAACAUUUAGGUGUCUCAGCACAGGUGAAGUGUAUACUAACAAAGAUGAUGAUGGUUUAGGCUGUAGCGGGAAAGAGUUUCCAGGAAUAAUGGCACUCUGUUUGUCACUUCCAUCAGUAGUUCUCCGCAAAUAUAUACUCUCAUAUCAUCUUGAAUCUUCAUCGCUCAAUUCAUUUGGUACAUUGUGGCUUUCCUGCAAGAAAAUGGGAAAACGGAACUCGAUUUCUGGGAUGUAUCUGAGCCCUAUGCAUCGAAACUUACCGCCGGAAAGUAGAUGGUUGCAAUGCAGUGGUCUAAGAACAGAUUGUUUCUAUAAAACGAAGUAUUUGUUAACGUAUAGGCACAACGGUUUGAACGUUUGUAGUUCGUUACCAACGCCACUUUAGCGAGGAAGGACACAAACAACCGGGCAAAAUGGCCAAGAAUAAUGGUACGGAGAACAGCGUAGAAAUAAGAGAAAUUGAAAGAUCACCCGGCCCAAAAAUGGCUUUCGAGGAGAUUUACGUUUAAGUGGCAGAACAUGAUUCGAUUGAAACUAAAUGAUAAUUCCAUGGAGAAGGUGAGCAAAUUUAGUAUCGACAAAUACCGCAGGGCGGGCGUGGAACGGCGGUUUUGGCUGGAUGGUAAAAUAAAAAUCUAGGGUUCUGUCUUGCUUUCUACCUGGUAGAACAGGGACAGACAUUUGCAUCUCUUGUACGAGUUUGAAUUGGACGAUAUUUCGAGCGGGGGUUUAGGAAAGAAAAACAAAUCAAUCAAUUAUAUUUAGCAAAUAAAAAUGCUGCCUGAUGAUGAUGCAUCAAAAUUGAUGAAAACAAAAUGAGCUGAAAGGAUAACUGAUUGACAUAGAGCGUAAAAUUCACAAUAGGGUUACAAAGAAUAUAUUAUC
Molecule: messenger RNA, 3326 nt
Organism: Anopheles nili
Lineage: Eukaryota; Metazoa; Arthropoda; Insecta; Diptera; Culicidae
Gene: Tfb1
Product: general transcription factor IIH subunit 1
Exons: 4
Coding region: 1-1944 (647 amino acids)
Biological process (GO): transcription by RNA polymerase II; nucleotide-excision repair; transcription by RNA polymerase I
Cellular component (GO): transcription factor TFIIH holo complex; transcription factor TFIIH core complex
Source: RefSeq, a predicted model, not a curated record